Colletotrichum phormii is the source of this 789-nucleotide messenger RNA. RefSeq names its product Caleosin related protein-domain-containing protein. The record is from RefSeq and is a predicted model, not a curated record. Bases 1 to 789 code for a protein of 262 amino acids. Gene Ontology annotation, molecular function: calcium ion binding; monooxygenase activity. The transcript has 4 exons. NCBI's taxonomy places the organism in Eukaryota, Fungi, Ascomycota, Sordariomycetes, Glomerellales, Glomerellaceae.
AUGGCCACCCUCGAGGAUCAUAACUACACGAAGAUGGAGAAGCCGCAGAAGCCGCAGAAACCGGCUCAGAAACCGGCUGAAAAGCUGGGAGAACCUGUCGUUUGGUCGAUUCCGGAGGUUCCGAUCACGCAACAGCGCAAACCCUUCUUGCAACCUGAGAAAGAUCAGAAGCUGGCACAUACUGGUACCCCUAGGGCGAACAUCGCUGCUACCUACGAGAAGCCCAAUGGUACGACGGAACAUGGCUGGGCGCGGAGACACCGUCAUCAAACUGUGUUGCAGCAGCACUGCGAGUUCUUCGAUAGCGACAAAGAUGGUGUUAUCUAUCCCACUGACACAUUUUGGGGAUUUUACGCUUUGGGGUUCGGCAUUAUACUCUCAGUUCUGUCCGUCUUCAUCAUCCACGGCAACUUUUCCUAUCCGACCGUGAGCGGAUAUUUGCCGGACCCUCUCUUUCGCAUCUUUCUCGACAGAGUGCACAAGGACAAGCACGGUAGUGACACCAACACGUAUGACACCGAGGGGCGAUUCAACCCUCAAAAGUUCGAGGACAUGUUCUCCAAGUAUGCCGAGGGAAGAGACUACAUGACCAUCUGGGACGUGUUCGCAAUGUUGAAGGGGCAAAGGCUUGUGGCUGAUCCGAUUGGAUGGGGCGGUGCAUUCUUUGAGUGGUUCGCCACAUAUCUUAUGCUGUGGCCAGCAGACGGGAGGAUGACUAAGGAGGAUAUCCGUGGCAUCUACGACGGCAGCCUCUUCUAUACCAUUGCUGAUCGCAGAGCUCAGAAGUAG